AUGGCGUUUCCCAUAAAUCUAAUCAUCACUCUUCUCUUCUCCUCCCUUUUCCAAAUCUCAUUCGCUGCUUUCACUCCAACUGACAACUACCUCCUUAAUUGCGGCGCAAACACCAACGCCUCCUUCUUCUCCACCCGCUCCUUCCUCGGCGACUCCUCACGGCAAGGCUCCGCUUUUCUCUCCACCGAUCGAUCCAUCUCUCUCUCCGACCCAAACCCACCUCCGGACUCGCCGGCUCUAUACCACACCGCCCGUAUCUUCCCCGGCGGAUCAUCUCCACCUCCCGCUUACAAAUUCACCGUCACCAGCAACGGCACACACUUCAUCCGUCUCCAUUUCGCGCCAUUCAAAGCUCCGGGAUUCGACUUAACCUCUGCGAAAUUCCGCGUCUUGCUCAAUGGGUUCUCCGUGAUGAACUGUCUCGCCACUAUAAACUCCGUCGUCGUCAAAGAAUUCUUACUCAAAAUCGACGUCCCUCUUCUAGAGAUUUCGAUUUCUCCCUCCAAACCCUCUGGAUUCGCGUUCGUCAGCGCGAUAGAAGUCUUCUCAGCACCAAACGAUUACAUAAUCGACAAAGGCACUAAGCUCGUAACCCCUAACUCCGCCCAAAUCUUCAGCAACCUAUCAUCUCAAAUCCUCGAGACGGUACACAGAAUCAACGUCGGCGGAUUGAAAUUGACCCCCUUUAACGACACAUUGUGGAGGACUUGGCUCGUCGACGACAACUAUCUCCUCCUAAAAGCAGCUGCGAAACGCGCCUGGACGACCAAUCCUCCGAAUUACCAAACCGGCGGCGCGACGAGAGAGAUCGCUCCGGAUAACGUCUACAUGACUGCGCAGGAGAUGGAUCGAGAUGAUCAGGAGCUGCAGGCGAGGUUCAACAUCAGCUGGGGAUUUCCGGUUGGAUCGAGACGUGUUCUUCACCUGGUUCGUUUGCAUUUCUGCGAUAUCGUUAGCUCGUCGCUUAACCAGCUCUAUUUCAAUGUCUUUAUCAACGAUUAUCUCGCGGCUAGAGAUGUUGAUCUCUCCACGCUUAACUUCCAUGUCCUUGCGUCUCCGUUGUACAUUGACUUCGUCGCUGAGUCUGAUCACGAUGGGAUGUUGAGAGUGAGUGUUGGACCGUCUGAUCUCAGCAAUCCGGCGAGAGCUAAUGCUUUGUUGAAUGGAGUUGAGAUCAUGAGGGUUCUGAAUCCUGUGAGGUCCAAAGUCGGAUCUGGAAAGAAGAGCUUCCUCUGGAUCAUUCUUGGUUCGGUUUUGGGGAGUUUGGCUCUGCUAGUCUUGUGUGGUUUAUGCUUUUGCAGGCGUAAGAGCAAGAAAACGAAGAGGUCAGAGAGCAUUGGAUGGACACCGUUGAGGAGGUUUAGAGGAAGUUCCAAUAGUAGAACAACUGAAGGAACUGUUAGCUCUAGUGGCUAUCAAACUUUAAGAAUCUCUUUCGCUGAGAUACAAUCAGGAACCAAUAACUUCGACAGGAGUUUGGUAAUCGGAGUUGGUGGAUUUGGGAUGGUGUUUAAAGGCUCUCUCAAGGACAAUACUAAAGUAGCGGUGAAGAGAGGCAUGCCUGGUUCAAGGCAAGGCUUACCGGAGUUUCUCUCUGAGAUAACCAUUCUCUCCAAGAUCCGUCAUCGGCAUCUCGUCUCGCUUGUUGGAUACUGCGAAGAACAGUCUGAGAUGAUUCUUGUUUAUGAGUACAUGGACAAAGGACCGCUCAAGAGUCACUUAUACGGAUCAACAACCAACGCGCCUCUGUCUUGGAAGCAACGGCUUGAGGUCUGCAUUGGUGCUGCGAGAGGUCUUCACUACCUUCACACCGGCUCUUCGCAAGGGAUCAUCCACAGAGAUAUCAAAUCCACUAAUAUCUUGCUGGAUGACAACUACGUGGCCAAAGUUGCAGACUUUGGACUCUCGAGAUCGGGUCCUUGUCUUGAUGAGACUCAUGUGAGCACAGGCGUUAAAGGAAGCUUUGGUUAUCUUGAUCCUGAGUACUUUAGGAGACAGCAGCUCACGGAUAAGUCCGAUGUUUACUCGUUUGGAGUUGUUCUGUUUGAAGUUCUUUGCGCUAGACCAGCUGUUGAUCCGUUGCUUGUUAGGGAGCAAGUGAAUCUUGCGGAAUGGGCGAUUGAGUGGCAGAGGAAAGGCAUGCUUGAUCAGAUCGUUGAUCCGAAUAUCGCUGAUCAGAUCAAACCUUGCUCGUUGAAGAAGUUCGCGGAGACCGCAGAGAAAUGCUGUGCGGAUUAUGGCGUGGAUAGGCCAACGAUUGGUGAUGUUCUGUGGAAUUUGGAACAUGUGCUUCAGCUUCAAGUAUCAGGACCUUUAGACAAGCCUGAGGAAGUUUCUGGUGACCUUACCGGCUCGGGAACGGCUCGGAGUGGCUCGAACACAGUGAGGGACAACGGAGAUGGAACUUCAGGGAUAAUCAGUAGUACACAAGUGUUCUCUCAGCUAAUGACGAAUAAUGGGAGAUAG
Microthlaspi erraticum is the source of this 2466-nucleotide messenger RNA. The record is from the annotation of a GenBank genome assembly. NCBI's taxonomy places the organism in Eukaryota, Viridiplantae, Streptophyta, Magnoliopsida, Brassicales, Brassicaceae.